GAAUUGCCCUCCCUGAGUGAAGUAAAACACAUCAGAUUGGCCAACUUCUUAAAGGGCGUUAAUUUUUCGGUAUUUUUCGUAAUACUACGGCUUAUAGUCUACGCGUGUUUUCUAACAUAUAUACUGAUGGGUGGAAUAUUGUCGGCGGACAAAGCAUUUGCCACUAUAGCAUACUUUAAUGCCAUGCGCUGGUCAGUGGCCAGAAAACUGCCACUCGCUAUUGCAGUAUCUUCUGAGCUUAUAGUGGUCAUCAAACGUAUCCAGGAUUUUCUAUUACUCGAAGAGAUGAGUGGUUUGGAUGAGAGGGAAGGGAAAGACAACGAGGCGUUCAUUUCGGGGGAAAAUGAGAUAAUUCUCGGAGUAAUGGAAAACACUUCGAGUAAUGAAGAAAAAGGCGUUUUUAUGGACAAAAUGAGCGUUCGUUGGAAUAAUGAGACGACUGAACCCACGCUUCGGGACAUUAGUCUGAGUGUAAAACCCGGACAACUGUUGGCUGUCGUCGGAUCCGUUGGCAGUGGAAAGUGCUACUCCUAUGCAUCACCCGAAUUGUGGUUAACGUAUAGCAUUGCUAGCACACUAUUGAUGUCAAUACUGAACGAGUUGUCUGUAGUGUCGGGUCGGGUGGCAGUCAGGGGUCGGGUGUCGUACGCGCCGCAGGAGUCGUGGGCUUUCAUAGCGAGUGUUCGACAGAAUAUUCUGUUUGGCUCUCAAUAUAAUGAAGAGAAAUACAAUCGAGUGGUGAAGGCUAUACGUCAAAAGACGGCCGAAUUAACUGACAGUCGAAUCCGUUUAAUGCAAGAGAUUAUCGCCGGAAUGCGUGUCAUAAAGAUGUACGCCUGGGAACAGCCCUUCGCACAGUUGGUCGCAACCGCUCGCAAGGCUGAAGUGAAACAAAUCCGUUUUUCAAAUUUUUUGAAAGGCGUCAAUACUUCUAUUUAUUUUGUGAUAAAUCGGGUUAUAAUAUACGCCUGUUUUCUAACAUAUAUACUGAUGGGUGGGAUGUUGUCGGCGGAGACAGCCUUUGCUACUAUUGCUUACUGUAAUGCCAUGCGUUGGAUGAUAGGAUAUGAAGCACCCCAGGGUAUAGCCGCACUCAGUGAACUAAUUAUAGUUAUCAAACGCAUCCAGAAUUUUCUAUUACUCGAAGAGACGAGUGGUUUGGAUGAGAGGGAAGGGAAAGACAACGCGGCGUUCAUUUCGGGGGAAAAUGAGAUAAAAAUGGAAAACACUUCGAGUAAUAAAGAAAAAGGCGUUUUUAUGGACAAAAUGAGCGUUCGUUGGAAUAAUGAGACGACUGAAUCCACGCUUCGGGACAUUAGUCUGAGUGUAAAACCCGGCGAACUGUUGGCUGUCGUCGGAUCUGUUGGCAGCGGAAAGAGUUCACUAUUGAUGGCAAUAUUGAAUGAGAUAUCGCUAGUGUCGGGUCGGGUGGAUGUGAGGGGUCGGGUGUCGUACGCGCCGCAGGAGUCGUGGGCUUUCAUAGCGAGUGUUCGACAGAAUAUUCUGUUUGGCUCUCAAUAUAAUGAAGAGAAAUACAAUCGAGUGGUGAAGGCGUGUGCUUUGGAUCGGGAUUUCAAACUCUUCCCAUACGGAGACCAAACUCUAGUCGGCGAAAGAGGAGUAUCGUUAAGUGGGGGCCAAAAGGCCCGCAUAAGUCUGGCCCGGGCUCUGUACCACUCGGCAGACAUCUACCUCUUGGACGACCCCUUGAGUGCUGUCGACACACAUGUGGCCAAACAUCUCUUUCAGAAAUGUUGUGUUGAGUACCUUAAAGACAAGACAAGGGUUUUAGUGACGCAUAGCAUCCAGUUUCUCAAAGACGCGCAUCAAAUACUUGUGCUCAACGACGGCGAGUGUGUGGCCAUCGGGUCCUACAAUGAGCUCAAAAAGCGCGGCAUUGAUCUCAUGUCAUAUCAGAGACAAACCGAUGGAACAAAUGAUAGGAGAGGUGUGAAGAGAAACACUUCAUUCACACCAUCGAUGGUCUCAUCCAUUAGUGAGGGAUCGGAAGAGACGGACGUUUGGGAACCGAUAGAAGUGGACGAACAGGAAGUGAAAGCUGAACUCAAAAUGAUUGGAUCCGUUGAGUCCACUGUUUAUAUGGAUUACAUUAAAGCCGGCGCCGGACCUCUACUCAUAACACUUACCAUUUUGUUUAUCAUUAUUUCACAAGUUCUCUAUCAAGGAAGCGAUUAUUGGUUGAGCUUAUGGUCAGUGAUAAUCCUCAACUCGACAAAUCAAAUGAAUGAAACCCACAAUGAAGUUGAUCAGACAUUUAACAUAAUAGUUUAUACGAGUCUAACCUGUGGUCUGUUUGUGUCGGCCCUGUUGUCCACCAUUUGUUUCUACAUAAUGUGUAUGAGAUCUUCGGUUAAUCUCUAUAACCGAAUAUUCUNCACCAUUUGUUUCUACAUAAUGUGUAUGAGAUCUUCGGUUAAUCUCUAUAACCGAAUAUUCUAUGCAUUAUUGCGAUCACCGAUACAUCUGUUCGAGAGUUCGCCCAUCGGACGAAUUCUAAAUCGAUUUUCGAAAGACACGGGAAUUGUGGACGAAUUGUUGCCAUCGAUUGCUAUUGAAAAUAUAUGCUUAAUUAUUGGAAGUCUGAUUUUGAAUGCAAUUGUCAAUUGGUAUCUGAUAUUUCCGGCAACACUUUUGUUGCUAUUAGUGUCUAUUUGUCGCUAUUUUUACAUCAGAGCCGCGAGAGAUAUCAAACCUCGGAGUCCGGUGUACUCUCACGUGAACACAACGCUGUGUGGGCUGACAUCGAUCCGUGCGUUUGGCGCACAGCAUAUGUUUGAGCGUCAGUUUGAAGUCCACCAAAACGACAACAUCUCUACGACCUUCCUAUUCAUUUGCACUUCACGGGCACUCGCAGUCUUAGUGGACAUGACAUGCAUAUUAUAUCUGAGUGCUGUAAUCAUAUAUAUUAUGAUAUGUAGUGACCAUAUUUCCGGAGGAAAUGUUGGACUAUUGUUAAGUUCGGCCCUAUCGUUAACCACUUUGAGUGAAUGGACUGUUAAAUUGUCUACCGAUGCCGAGUCUUAUAUGACUUCUGUGGAGCGAGUCUUAGAAUACACAGCCAUUAAACCCGAGGCAGAGCUCGAGUCCACUCCUGAUCAGAAAUCGCCAAAAAAUUGGCCACAAAUGGGAGAAAUAGUGUUCAAAGAUAUGAGUCUUCAAUACAACGAAUCGCCGCAUAAAGUGCUCAAAGAUAUCAAUGUUUGCCUCAAAGGGGGAGAAAAGGUGGGAGUCGUGGGCCGGACGGGCGCCGGCAAGUCGUCACUCAUUGCAGCCCUGUUUCGACUCACAGAACCUUUAGGACAGAUAUUGAUAGACGGGGUGGACAUCAAAACUAUAGGUUUACAUGACUUAAGAAGUCGCAUAUCAAUCAUACCUCAGGAUCCGGUGCUCUUCACGGGUUCGGUCCGCAAGAAUUUAGAUCCAUUUAGUGAACACUCGGACGACGAGCUCUGGUCGGCUCUGUCUGAGGUACAGCUCCGGGAUGUCAUGCAGUCAAUGCCCGGACAACUAGACGGUCACGUGACGAAAGGGGGCGGUAAUCUGAGUGUAGGUCAGCGCCAAUUGGUAUGUCUGGCGAGAGCUAUACUACGAGACAAUCGGAUACUAGUGUUAGACGAGGCGACCGCUAAU
Medioppia subpectinata is the source of this 3651-nucleotide messenger RNA. NCBI's taxonomy places the organism in Eukaryota, Metazoa, Arthropoda, Arachnida, Sarcoptiformes, Oppiidae. The record is from the annotation of a GenBank genome assembly.